AUGGAUGCAAGAACGAAGCUGUAUCAAAAACAAAAUAUUGUAAAAGCUGCAAUAGAAGCAAUUGAAAGUAGCAUCUCGAAACGUGAGAUGAGAAGCGCAUCAUUGAAAGAACAAAGAAAUAGAUUACAGCAUUUAUGGAAGGAGUUUCAAGAAAACCAUGGGACGAUAUUAAAAAAUCAUGGACCCAAAGAUGACGUCUAUUUCGAGGCAAAUUCAUACGAAAUGAUGGAAGAAUUGGUUAACGAGCUAGAUAAAACAAUAUGUACAAAAUUAGCUGCGGAGUCAGAAAUAUCAAAUACCGAAGAAAUAAUAAAAGAAAUACCGCUGGAUAAGAACCACGAAACCGAAUCAAAUAAGGACAAGAAGGAAGAAAAAUGGUCCCAAGAAACAAACACGUUAAUGUUCGAAAUUAAAAGAUCAAUUCAGAAAUUAAAAACAAGGUUUAUAAUGGGACUAAUGCAAGAAGAAGAACAGGAGCUUAUAAGAGAAAGAGAAAGCUGGCAAAAGCAAAUAGAUAUAAUACAAAACUAUUAUAUAAGGUUGCGAAUUAAAUACAAUGUACAUUCUGAAGAACUGUUUAUAGAAAAAGAUGAUAUUGAAGAGUGGCAUCGUGAAUACGAAGUUAAAUUACUAAAUAAAAUAAAAAAGUUUGCUGUAACAAAAAGGUCAGUUAAAUUAGCAGAGAUCAAGAUUCCAUUAUUUAACGGCAAUGUUGAAGACUGGCAAUCAUUCAAGGAAUUGUAUGAAAAAAUAGUACACGAAAACACUGAAGUAUCUAAGGUAGAAAAAAUGUAUCAUCUAAAGUCACUCCUUAGAAGUGAUGCUCUUACUGCAAUAAAACAUUUGCCAGUAUCCGAAAACAACUACGAGGCAGCAUGGGAAAUUUUAAAUCAGCGAUUCAGUAACAAACGAGUGUUGUUCCAGUCCCUAAUUGACAAGAUAUUAGAUCAACCACAAAUAAACAGCAGUAACGCAUCCAGCGUAAAAUCGUUAUGGCAUACAACAAACGAAUGUAUGCAAGCAUUAUCAGCUAUGAACAUUGGAAUCGAACACGCGGAUUCCGUCAUAGCACGUAUAAUAAUGCGCAAAAUGGACAAGGAAGGGCUGCUUGCGUAUGAACAAAUAACAAGAAGAACGAAAGAGAUACAAGCGCUAGACGAUGUUUUACAAUUCCUAGAACAGCUAUAUAGAAGUUUAGAAGCAGCCAAUAGCAAAAAACAACAUAAUAAUUACAGCAGCUACAGACAGCCAUCGCAAAAGGUAUCCCUCCUGACAGAAAAUAUCAUAUGUCUGUAUUGUAAAAAAGGAGGACAUGCAACAGACAAUUGCCGAAAUUAUUUAGCCCUAUCAGUAGCUGAUCGAAAUGUAUGGGGAAGGUCAUCGAGAACUUGCUUUAAAUGUUUAAAGCACCCGUUUACGAAUAAAACGAUAUGUGAAAAUAAAAAAUCCUGUAUUAAAUGUGGGCGAGCACAUCAUACAACGCUGCAUAAAGAUUCGGUAAUGGCAAAUUGCGUAAAUACAGCAAAAGAUGUGUUAUUGGCAACAGCGCAAGUAUGUAUAAAAAAUCAACAGGGAGAGGCAAAGGCAUUAAUUGAUCAAGAAUCUCAGACAACAUUCAUUAGCGAAGAAGCUGCUCAGAUAUUGCAAAAGCCACGAGUUAAAAUCAAUACAGAAUUAUAUGGAAUUGGAAAAGUAUUAGCGGGUGAUGCAAAAUCAAAAAUAAAAGAUUUGGAAAGUCAAAUCGCUUCAUAUGAGGAUUGGAAAGAUAUAACGAAGAAUAACCAGGCACGCCUAUCAAGCUUUCCUGAUAUUGAAAAAGACGUAGAGUUCUUGCGUGACAAAAACAAAUGUUUGCAUGAACUGAUAGGUGAUAAGCUAUUGCUGGAAGAACAAGUCUAUGGUUUGAAAACGCAACUCAAAAUUGAAGAUCCUGAAGACACACUCAGUAAAAGCGUUAAAAUCGAAGCUGAAGCACCUGAAGAAAUAUUCAAUGAGAAUAUUAAUAAUAAAAAUUACAACGAAAAGGAAUCCGAAGAAGAUGAACUUCUAGGUAUAUCAGGGGAUACCAAUAACCAUGAAGUUGUUACUCGUGCCCAAGCCAAAAAUCUCAUCGAUGCAGGCGUUGAUGGUUUGCGUGUUGGUAUGGGUUCUGGAUCAAUUUGUAUAACUCAAGAAGUUAUGGCCUGUGGUUGUCCACAGGCAACAGCUGUACAUCAAGUUUCCACAUAUGCCAAAAAAUUUGGCGUACCAGUUAUUGCUGACGGUGGUAUACAAUCGAUUGGACAUAUUGUAAAAGCUUUGGCUUUGGGUGCUAGUGCAGUUAUGAUGGGAUCAUUAUUAGCCGGCACUUCUGAAGCACCUGGUGAAUAUUUCUUUUCUGAUGGUGUUCGUCUUAAGAAAUAUCGUGGCAUGGGUUCACUUGAAGCAAUGGAACGUCGAGAUGCUAAAGGUGCUGCCAUGUCGCGUUAUUAUCAUAACGAAAUGGAUAAAUUAAAGGUAGCACAAGGUGUUAGCGGUAGUAUUGUUGACAAAGGAUCUGUUUUACAUUAUUUACCAUAUUUGGAAUGUGGCUUACAGCAUAGUUGUCAAGAUAUUGGCGCACGUUCGAUUGAUGAGUUAAAAAAAAUGAUUUACAAUGGUGAAUUACGUUUUAUGAAACGUACACAUUCCGCUCAAGUUGAAGGCAAUGUUCAUGGCUUGUUCUCAUAUGAGAAACGUCUCUUCUAACAUAUGUCGGCUGUGCAUUACAACAUUAACGGAAACAUAACUAACAACAUCACUAGCAGCAAUGUCAACAAUAUGUUAAAGAAUUCGAAAUCAAAUUUGUUAUUUCGAAAUUCUUCAACAUUACAAAUACAACAACAGCAACAACAACAAUCGAGUAAACAGCAGCAGUUAAGUUUUUUUUAAAUACUUAAAUAGUUUAAAAUCUCUGUUACAUCUAAUCUAAUACAUUCAAUAGCAUUUCUAUAAAUGCUUUAGUUGUAGUUAAAUAAUAUGUAACUUAUUAUAUGGAAGAUUUCUUUAUGUCAAGAACUAUUCUCAAACGCUGAUAUCUGAUCAGUUUAUAUGUAACUAAUGCGAUUCCUAUAUUACCGAAUUAUCAUCUAUAAUUCUUUUUAUUUCAGUCAUUUUUAUAAUUUAAAGUACUUAACGUAUAAUUAUUUUAUGGUUUCGCAUACCACUCAAUAUAUAUGUAUAUAUACAUGAUAUACAUGUAUGAUAUCUAAUAUUAAUUGAGGCGGCAGUCUUUUACGAUCUAGUGAUUUCAAUCACAUGACUUCAAUGUGGUGAAACAUUAUUAAUAUUUAUACAGAACUGUGUUUUGUAUAUGUUAUUUAAAAUUUAUCAUAAACAUAAUAUACAUUACAUGAAAGAAUUUAUAAUUAUCUGUUAUAUCUGCUGCUUAAUAGUCUAUCUAUAGAACACAAGAGAUCGUAAUUUUGCAUUCUUCUCGUUCAGCUCACUUCGUUAUAAAAACGAGAAACAAAAUAAAUAUGCAAUUCACACUGCUUAUAACUUUCUGAAGUUAUUGUUGUUUGUGGUUUUCAAACUCUCUUAAAACCUUCUGGCGCAAGUAUAAGCAAUAUGCAAAUUUAAUUAAAAAUUUCUGUUUUCCUCUUUUACGCUCUCGCAUUAUCACAUAAUUAGCUCUAGUUGUUUCUCAAUUUUCGCAAUUUACUUUAAUUUUUGAUUGAAGCUACUUUGAGAACAAAUAGGGUUUCUGCAAGAAACCUUAACUUUGUAAUAUGAAUUGGAUAUAAGAUGAAAUCAAGAUUUGCUGUGUAAACAGGCUUUCAAGGAAUGGAGUCAAACAAGUACAUAAAAAUAAUAUUUCUAUUUCAUAUUAAAUAGAAAAUUUUCUUCUAUUAUACAAUAUGAAUUUUCUUAAAGUCUGUAUUUGGACAACACAAAGAAUCUUAAUUUCGUUCUUAAUUUUAAUUUCGUUAAGUCGAAUUUAAAUC
This is a messenger RNA of Teleopsis dalmanni, 3965 nucleotides long. RefSeq lists its product as uncharacterized. Gene Ontology annotation, cellular component: cytoplasm. The coding region runs from base 1 to 2727 and encodes 908 amino acids. NCBI's taxonomy places the organism in Eukaryota, Metazoa, Arthropoda, Insecta, Diptera, Diopsidae. The record is from RefSeq and is a predicted model, not a curated record. Gene Ontology annotation, biological process: mitotic spindle assembly checkpoint signaling; GTP biosynthetic process. The transcript is spliced from 3 exons. Gene Ontology annotation, molecular function: IMP dehydrogenase activity.